Molecule: messenger RNA, 2954 nt
Organism: Linum tenue
Lineage: Eukaryota; Viridiplantae; Streptophyta; Magnoliopsida; Malpighiales; Linaceae
Source: the annotation of a GenBank genome assembly
CGAAAAGGCAAAAUAAAUAAUCGAGGAAAAUACAGCUCCAGGAAUCUCUCUCCCUCUCUUCUUCCCAUCGCUCUCGUCGUCUGCGCAAAUCUCCUCGCUCAGCCUUAGGGUUUCUCCAUCCCGUCCGCUGCAUUGUCUGCUUCCUUGCUUCGGUGUUCAUCUGAAGUUGGGCUGUACAAUGGAGCGUAAGGUGAUUGAACUUGACCAGGGAUGGGACUACAUGCAGAAGGGGAUCACGAAGCUGAAGAGGAUUCUGGAGGGAUCGGUUGAGCAAUUCAAUUCCGAGGAAUAUAUGAUGCUUUACACAACUAUCUAUAAUAUGUGUACACAGAAGCCUCCUCAUGAUUACUCUCAGCAGCUUUAUGAUAAAUAUAAGGACUCGUUUGAAGAAUACAUUAGUUCCACUGUACUGCCAGCUAUUAGGGAGAAGCAUGACGAGUUUAUGCUGAGGGAACUUGUGAAAAGAUGGGCCAAUCAUAAACUCAUGGUUAGGUGGCUGUCUCGGUUCUUCCAUUAUCUUGAUCGUUACUUCAUUGCUCGGAGGUCACUUCCAGCACUUAAUGAAGUUGGCCUUACCUGCUUCCGCUCUCUGGUGUAUACGGAAAUAAGUGGCAAAGCCAGAAAUGCUGUCAUCGUUCUUAUCGAUAAGGAACGUGAGGGAGAGCAAAUUGACAAAGCUCUGUUGAAGAACGUCUUGGACAUUUUUGUCGAGAUUGGGAUGGGGCAAAUGGAUUGCUAUGAGGUUGAUUUUGAGGCCCCUAUGCUGGAAGAUACAGGCGUUUACUACAGCCACAAGGCAUCAAACUGGAUUGUGGAUGACUCUUGUCCAGCAUACAUGUUGAAGUCCGAGGAAUGCUUGAAGAAGGAAAGAGACAGAGUUGCACAUUAUCUGCACUCAAGCAGCGAGACUAAAUUAGUAGAGAAAGUACAACACGAACUGCUAGUGAACUUCUCCACUCAGUUGCUUGACAAGGAGAAUUCUGGGUGUCGUGCUUUGCUGAGGGAUGACAAGGUCGAUGACCUUUCCCGGAUGUAUAGGCUUUAUCAUAAGAUACCUAAAGGCCUAGAUCCUGUUGCAACCAUAUUCAAGCAGGUACUCAUCAUGUAUAUUUUACAGCACAUUACUGCCGAAGGGAUGUUACUGGUACAGCAGGCUGAAGAUACUGCGAGUAACCAGCCCACAAGUGGUGGUGUUCAAGAACAGGUGCUGAUAAGGAAGGUGAUUGAGCUCCAUGAUAAGUAUCUCGCUUACGUGAGCGAUUGUUUCCAGAACCAUACUCUGUUUCACAAGGCUAUGAAAGAGGCGUUUGAAAUCUUCUGCAAUAAAACUGUUGGUGGAAGUCCUAGUGCUGAACUUCUGGCAACAUUCUGUGAUAACAUCCUCAAGAAAGGAGGCAGUGAGAAACUUAGUGAUGAAGCUAUUGAGGACAUAUUGGAGAAGGUCGUCAAGCUGCUUGCAUAUAUUAGCGACAAGGACUUGUUUGCUGAGUUCUACAGGAAAAAGCUUGCUCGUCGCCUGCUCUUUGAACGCAGUGCUAAUGAGGAGCAUGAGAAGAGCAUUCUGACGAAGCUUAAGCAGCAAUGUGGUGGACAAUUUACUUCAAAGAUGGAAGGAAUGGUCACUGAUUUGACACUGGCAAAGGAUAAUCAGAACGAGUUUGAGAAUUAUCUUUCUAAUAACCCAAAUGCGCACCCGGGUAUCGACUUGUCAGUCAAUGUUCUUACAACUGGAUUCUGGCCAAGCUACAAGUCUUCUGAUUUGAACCUUCCUUCGGAGAUGGUUAGGGGCGUUCAAGUAUUCAAAGAGUUCUACGACACAAAAAGUAAACAUAGGAAGCUAACAUGGAUUUACUCCCUUGGGUCUUGUCAACUAAUCGGCAACUUUGAAGCCAAAAAAAUUGAGAUGGUUGUCUCAACUUAUCAGGCUGCCAUACUUCUAUUGUUCAACACCUCAGACAGGCUCAGCUACUCUGAGAUUAUGACCCAGUCAAACUUGGGUCAUGAUGACUUGGUCCGAUUGCUGCAUUCUCUGUCAUGUGCCAAAUACAAGAUCCUUAUUAAGGAACCAAGUUCAAAGACGGUUUCCCCGAAUGACAUCUUCGAGUUCAACCCGAAGUUCACCGACAGAAUGAGGAGGAUCAAGAUUCCACUUCCAGUUGUGGAUGAAAGGAAGAAGGUUGUUGAAGAUGUUGACAAGGACAGGCGAUAUGCAAUAGAUGCAGCCAUCGUUCGCAUAAUGAAGAGCAGGAAGGUUCUUGGUCAUCAGCAGUUGGUCUCGGAGUGUGUGGAGCAGCUCAGCCGCAUGUUCAAGCCGGACAUCAAAGCUAUCAAGAAGCGGAUGGAAGACUUGAUUGCCCGAGACUACCUGGAGAGGGACAAGGAGAACGCCAACCUGUUUAGGUAUCUGGCUUAAAUAACGGCAGAUAUCAGCAUCUUUGCUGGAGACGAUAUGAAGAAGCGAGAGGGAUGGCGAGGGAGCUCUGAACAGUGCUGCAUAUAUAGUUCAAGAUUGACUUGUUCUUAAUUACCCAAAAAAUUGUUUGAUGUAAAUGGCUGUAGUAGGAAAGUGCCCUCUUUUCUUUCUAGGUAAACAGACUAGAAAUCUACUGGGAAGGAUUUCUUCUUCUUUUGAGUGCCUGGCUUCUUUGACAAGCAGUUUUGUGAGAUAGGUCCUUCCUACUUAUCUCUUUCUCCCUUCUACGUUGAUUGGUUGCAGUUGCAGACUUAUUGAUGACGCAAAAUAUGUUGAUAUGGAAAAUGGAAAACUGGGGGAAGAAAUUCAAGGGGUCGUUUGGAAGUUGCGAUUGUUUUGUUGAGAUUGUCAUUAUGUAUGUAUUGUUUACAAUGUAUCGUUUUUUUUAUUUUUUUUAAACGAAACAAUACAUGGAUUGUUUCUGUGAUGUGACAGAAACUAUCACUCAUUUUGAGUGAUUGUUAUAUCUCAACUUUUAGUU